This is a messenger RNA of Portunus trituberculatus (swimming crab), 963 nucleotides long. Its product is annotated as G-box-binding factor-like. The transcript is spliced from 2 exons. NCBI's taxonomy places the organism in Eukaryota, Metazoa, Arthropoda, Malacostraca, Decapoda, Portunidae. Bases 1 to 963 code for a protein of 320 amino acids. The record is from RefSeq and is a predicted model, not a curated record.
AUGGAAACUGCAAAAAAAACACAGCACCAUCAAAGACACACAGCACCACCAAAGACACACAACACCACCAAAGAAACACAGCACCAGCAAAGAAACACAGCACCAGCAAAGAAACACAGCACCAGCAAAGAAACACAGCACCUGCAAAGAAACACAGCACCAGCAAAGAAACACAGCACCACUCAAAAAAAACACAACACCAUCAAAGAAACACAGCACCACCAAAGAAACACAGCACCAUCAAAGAAACACAGCACCUGCAAAGAAACACAGCACCUCAAAGAAACACACCACCAGCAAAGAAACACAGUAUCAUCAAAGAAACACAGCACCUGCAAAGAAACACAUCACCAGCAAAGAUACACAGCAUCAUCAAAGAAACACAGCACCUGUAAAGAAACACAGCACCAGCAAAGAAACGCAGCACCGAAAUACAGCACCAGCGAAAAAAACAGCACCAGCAAAGAAACACAGCACCAGCAAAUAAACACAGCACCAGCAAAUAAACACAGCACCAGCAAAGAAACACAGCACCAGCAAAGAAACGCAGCACCGAAAUACAGCACCAGCGAAAAAAAACAGCAACAGCAAAGAAACACAGCACCAGCAAAUAAACACAGCACCAGCAAAGAAACACAGCACCAACGAAGAAACGCAGCACCGAAACACAGCACCAGCGAAAAAACACAGCACCACCAAAGAAACACAGCACCGGCAAAGAAACACAGCACCAACGAAGAAACAGCACCAGCAAAGGAACAUAGAAACAAGUGGAGUGGUGGAGCCGUGGUUCGCUUCAAUCCGGUAGGAGUUUCCGGCUGCCGUGUGGCUACACCUUCCAAUUACCUGGCGCCUCGGCAGGCAAUCAGAAGUACAGGUGCACCGGGGCGAGGGCGGCCGUGCAGGGGAGCAGAGACGCAGGUAUUUCCGGGUUGUGUUGACCUUCGAUGUGACCAGAUGUGA